GCUUCUGCUCCCGGGGAAGAAGCACCUAUACAGCUGGUCUGUGACUGGAGAUAGUAGUCCAAUCACUUGGGCCCAACCUGCGUGCAAUCAUGGAAUUCGUUAUGCUCGGCCCAUUCUCAGUGAUCGUAUUAGCCAGAUAUAAAGAAACUUGCGGAUAAACGUACGUACGGUGCUAUGGGCGGACACUGUUACAGCAACAGUAGAGGGGACCGUGGACGUAGCAAACCUAGGCGGUUGUCACCAGUGUGUCGAGGUGCUGCCGGGUGUGAGGUUGGCGCCAGGUCCUGAAGGGCCGCCCGAUCCUUCUGCGUGUACAAACCCAAGUUGAGACAGCGCCAACAGGAUGGGUGUGGAGCGUGGUCGCUCGUCCCUACGGUCGCAUGGCGUCACGUCCCAGCGCUCCUACGGUACAUCAUCGUCUUCGUCGCAGGGCUCCAGAGCACGAUGCAAGAACUGCUGUCGGAAGUUCGUGUCCUUUAUGUGUACACAGGUGGGCGUGGGCGGCCUGGUAGUGUCUUAUGCCAUCAUGGGCGCCUUCGCUUUUAUAGCCAUUGAGGGAAAGGAGGACUACUGGAUGACAAAUCGUACGUCACUCAUCCACAAUAACACAAUUCGGACACUGUGGAAUUUCACAGAACAUCUUAACGUGCUUCACAAAGAUCAGUGGUACGAAGAUGUCAACGAUACGCUAUACGAAUUUCAGAAAAAGAUAGUACAAAUAGUCAAGACGGGGUAUGAUGGUCGGUCCCACCUGGAAGUCUGGAACUUUCCAACGUCUCUCAUGUUCUGUCUGAGCGUGUUCACCAUGAUUGGCUACGGCCACAUGACGCCCAGGACAGAGUGGGGCAAGAUCGCCACUAUCAUGUACGCCGUCCUCGGCAUCCCGCUCUACAUCGUCUACUUUAUGAACAUGGGUCGAGUGUUUGCCAAGUCCUUCAAAUUCCUGUACCGAGUGAUGUACCGAUGCUUUAACAGGAACAAGACCAAGACUCUGGAUGAUGCAGAACUAAGCGAGGAGCAAGCCGAGGAACAAACCAUCAUUGUGCCUUCCACCGCCUGUAUGUGGGUUAUGAUAUUCUAUAUGACCACCGGCACCAUUAUGUUCGCCGAGUGGGAGAAUUGGUCCUACCUUGACUCCUGCUAUUUCUCCUUCACCUCCCUGGCCAAGAUAGGUAUUGGAGAUUUCGUUCCUGGCUUUGGCGGCGGUGGCUUCGGCGAAGCCACUGAGGACAGCCAAACGAAGCUCAUCAUUAACUUUAUGUAUCUUUUGAUAGGCAUGGGCAUAAUCGCCAUGUGUUACACUCUCAUGAAGGAAGAAAUUAUGCUCAAGUUGAGAGCGCUCACACAAGACAUGAAAGAAAAGGUGUUAGUUUGUGGCUUGAAACUUGGUCUCUAUCAGGAAGAACAACCAUACCCGGACAUUCAUCCGCAAAUUCACGGACGUACAAAGUCUAUGCGUAAAUCUAUGCGUCGACGGUAGUGCGUGGUGACGGAGCCACUCAUGCCCAAGGAUCGAUGAACUGUUUACCACUGUGCGUCAGUCUGCUUUAUUUAAUUUCCGUUUAUCACACUGACUGACGAAGUUUAUAGUGAUCAGUCAGUGGUCAGAUAGGCAUAAUGAGUUGACUCUUACACUUUGUUUCUUGAAUAAGUCGUUCUCAGAGAUUUUCCCAGACAUGGACCAAGAAGUUUGAGCGUCACUUGGUACAUCUCUUGAAGUUUCUGUACCUUAAAAGUGAAUGUCAACAGAUUGUUCUCUUAAGAGUGUUGUACCUGAUGAGUGUAUUUUUCUUUUUCAAGUGUUUAUCUGAAAAACACGUGUGCGUAUUCAGUAUUAAUUUAGCUGUGGGAACAUACACAUAUGCAAGCACCAUGAAUGUCCACCACAUUACUUUGUGAGCAUAACAAAGAAUGUACCUUUAGUAGAAUCAGUAUUAGUGAAGGGGUUUAGUGGAGUUACACCUUGAAAAUAAUUCCUUAUUACAAAUGUCAAAUAUAGCAAUAGCCCGUUUAGAUACACGGCUGUAGCCUGCAUUUCAUUAUGUGUUAUGAAUAUGUAAAUAUUCACUAAUGUAUGUGAAUAGUGAAUUAUUGAAGAACUACACAAUAAUGCCCCAAGUACUGUAAUAUUUGUGAUGGUAAAUGUAUUAUGAAUUAUAUAUAAUGUCCUUUUCUUCCAUGAUGAUCAAUGUAUAACUAUGCAUGAACGGUUAUGAUAAUUAGAAGCCACUGUGCGUUCUACCUAUUACAAAAAUAAAAUAUAGACCCCGA
Messenger RNA from Procambarus clarkii (red swamp crayfish), 2271 nucleotides. Its product is annotated as TWiK family of potassium channels protein 18. Lineage: Eukaryota; Metazoa; Arthropoda; Malacostraca; Decapoda; Cambaridae. Gene Ontology annotation, molecular function: potassium ion leak channel activity; outward rectifier potassium channel activity. Gene Ontology annotation, cellular component: plasma membrane. The record is from RefSeq and is a predicted model, not a curated record. Gene Ontology annotation, biological process: stabilization of membrane potential; potassium ion transmembrane transport.